Molecule: messenger RNA, 1191 nt
Organism: Bursaphelenchus xylophilus (pine wood nematode)
Lineage: Eukaryota; Metazoa; Nematoda; Chromadorea; Rhabditida; Aphelenchoididae
Source: the annotation of a GenBank genome assembly
AUGUCCCAGCUCCUAUUGAUUACUUUUCUUUCCGCUUUUACGCUCGCAACUUCCCUAAAAUGCUUUCAAUGCGGGUUUGGGUUGCGUGCGGACAUUCAAAAGUUCGGCUAUUUGUUCGGAGUCCAGAAUGUUUCGCCGUCGCUGCGAAUUGCCGCAAAUGGUGAGGAGGAGUGGUGCGGCAGUAAGGACACGGUACGACACAAUGAGAGCUUGGUGGACUGUCCGGCUGGCUGUGCGUUGUUCACGGUGUCCGAUGAGAUGACCUAUCUGGCUGGAUGCGCCAAUCCUGUUGGCGGGGAAAUGACCUUUGUAAGUUGGAUAUACACAGAUACAAUGGGAGACUUGUUCUUCCCAGUGGCAAAAAACGUACCAUUUUGCAUCCGGAAAGUAUCAAAAAUGUGGCAAAAUGCUUCCCUCUUCAAGUGAAAAACUCCGAUUUUAAAAGCGUGCCAGCCCUUUUUGUGAGGGCCCUUCAAAACUGAGUUUUUUAGUCGGAGAGGGAGGCAUUGUGCCACAUUUUUGAUGCUUCUCGGAUGCAAAAUGGUGCAUUUUUUGCCACUGGAUCAGGUCCCCUACUGUAGUAAAUUUCGUUAGUAUUUGUCGUAGGGCAAUUAGAAUGGAAAAUCGGCCAAAAUUUUGAACACGGCUGCCUCACAGAGGAGGGCCGCAUUUGCUGAAUCGACCAAAUUUUUUUGGCCAAAACUUGGCAAGAGAACGUAAUUGCCCACCAAAUCUCCAGCCCCGGCGAGCCGUCGCAAAACGACGAUGGGCAAUUCUAAGGCGCGAUAAAUCCAUAUUAUUUUCCCAGCAGACUAAAAAACCGCAAUUUUAAAAAUUCCACAUAUUAAAAAAUGAGCCUUUCAGAUUGAAGCCAAGGUCCUGGAACGCCGCCGCAACGAAUACACAUUCAUUAUCUGCACCACGAACGGCUGCAACGCCUCUCCAGGCAAGUUUUAGACGGGAUACUUCAACAAAAUUGCAGAGAUCGCCAUGGCUUCGAAGAAGAAUCCCAAAUACAAUGCUUUGAAAUACGAUGGAGGAUUCACCGAGACCCCGUAUCGAAAGGAAAAGGACCAAGAGCAGAAAACCGACAAUGACAGCGGUAACAACACCUCCGCCGCAUUCGGGGACUAUGUAAAUUUGCCUUUGUUCUCCGUCUUGUCCUACACUGUUAUUAAUAAUCUAUUGUAA